AUGGCGACGGCUGACCGCGGAUCCAACUAUGGUUGUGGUGACGUCCCCUCCGCCGGGGAUGACGGGCCAGGUGGUGAAGCCACUGGUGGAUGUGCUACCAACGGAUGCUACACACGACAUCUUAUGCGGAGACGUCAAGUCAUGCCUGCUACCGGCAGGUGGUGGGACAGUAGCCGGAGGCAGGCGGUAUGGGGCGUCUUUGUCUUCCAUUGUCUCCUUCAAAGGGUUAGUGGUUAUAUAGGGAGUUACUGUCGCAAGGUAUAUGGUUGCAUGCAUCGUCCUGAUGCAGAAGCCAAUGGUUAUCCUCCUUUUCAAGAAAAGAAAAUCCAAAUGAGAAAUGCAUUAUUUGAAGCGCGACCGACUCAAUUUGCAAAGUCCCCCUAUAAUAGAGCACCAAUUUGCAUUGCCGACACCGACACUUCGACUCUUGGGGGAGGGGGUGUAGUUGAACGUGACAUAUCCGCAUAUAUCUCCAAAUUAUCUCUACCCAUGUAUAGCCUAACUACUAAAGAUUUGAUGAGUCUGGGCACUGAAACGGCCUACUCGAGGGUGUACUAUAUAUUAGUGGCAGAGGGUGAAUUCGCUGCUGGUUGCUCCACAAGAACAACUCAGAAGGCGCAUUUCUUCGGUUCAAGGCCAUCCUCCCAAAUCAUCUACAGCCCAACAUCAUCGCAUUUGUCCCGGAGAGCUGUAAUCGCCUUAGCCGGAAAGCAAUCUUGGGACAUCGGCAGGUUUGCCAAGACUCUGUUUUUCUUCAACGGGCCUCCAAACCCUCUCAAGAUUGUGGAGUCCAUAAUGAGCAGCAUCACAGCCUCCGCUCCUACCGAGGCGCCGAAGAAAGCAGAGACUUCUGAUUUGGUGCUUGUCACUGGGGCUACCGGCGGUGUCGGGCGAAGAGUUGUCGAUGUCCUGCGAAAGAAGGGGGUGCCUGUCCGAGUAUUGGUUAGAAAUGCAGAGAAGGCGAGGACAAUGUUGGGGCCAGAUGUGGACUUGAUCAUAGGAGAUGUUACAAAGGGAGACACGCUCGAUCCUAAGUACUUCAAAGGGAUUAAGAAAGUCAUCAAUGCAGUUUCAGUCAUAGUAGGGCCAAAGGAAGGUGAUACACCGGAUAGGCAGAAGUAUUCACAAGGCAUCAAGUUUUUUGAACCCGAGAUAAAAGGACCUUCACCUGAAAUGGUAGAGUACCUUGGUAUGCAAAACUUGAUUAAUGCUGUAAAGGAAAGUGUCGGGCUAAGCGAAGGGAAACUGCUAUUUGGAUUCAAAGCCAAUUUAUGUGGAAAGUUUGUGUGGGGAGCACUUGACGAUGUUGUAAUGGGCGGUGUUAGUGAAAGUGCAUUCCAAAUCCAACCAACAGGAAGUGAAACUGGUGAAGCAACUGGAUUAUUCAAAGGUACCGUGUCUACUUCAAAUAACGGUGGCUUCACUAGUAUAAGGACAAAGAAUUUUACCGUGCCCGAGGACCUGUCGGCAUACGAUGGUGUUGAACUACGAGUUAAGGGCGAUGGCCGGAGGUACAAACUUAUCAUAAGAACUAGCUACGAAUGGGAUACUAUCGGCUACACUGCAAGCUUCGACACCACAAAGGGCGAAUGGCAAAGCGUUAGAAUACCUUUCUCUUCGCUGAUACCUGUAUUUCGUGCCCGUACCGCAACUGAUGCUCCGCCCUUUGAUGCAAGCAAUAUCACUGCACUACAGCUCAUGUUCAGCAAGUUUGAAUACGACGGAAAGCUCAACCCAACGUUUGCAGAAGGUCAAUUCGAGCUCCCUUUUUCAAGUAUCAAAGCAUACAUAAGUGAGCCAAUUACUCCAAGGUUCAUUCAUGGAGAGGAUUUAAUUCGGGAAAGUGGCGUGCCCUACACUAUCGUGCGGCCAUGUGCUCUAACUGAGGAACCAGCUGGAGCUGACCUCAUAUUUGAACAGGGGGAUAAUAUCACUGGAAAGAUAUCGCGGGAAGAAGUUGCCCGCCUUUGUGUCGCGGCUCUAGCAAGCCCGAGUGCAGUGGGGAAGACUUUUGAGGUCAAGAGCACCGUUCCAUUUAGCGAACCGUUUGUGAUCGAUCCUUCAAACCCUCCUCCUGAGAAGGACUAUGAAGUGUACUUCAAAGAACUCAAAGACGGCAUAACCGAUGAUAUUUAUUCAUUCUUCCUGCAUGAUUUUUUAUUUGCGCAACUUGCAACUGUGGAUCUGAAGAUUAAUGCCCUCAGAUCUCAGAGCAGCUCAUUAACUGGGAGUCUGAGUACAGAUUACAUUGAUAUCAGUCGAUUUUCAGACAAGAACAAGUUACUCCAGCCUCCUUUCAAAAUACAGUAA
Messenger RNA from Triticum turgidum subsp. durum (durum wheat), 2310 nucleotides. NCBI's taxonomy places the organism in Eukaryota, Viridiplantae, Streptophyta, Magnoliopsida, Poales, Poaceae. The record is from the annotation of a GenBank genome assembly.